Messenger RNA from Bufo bufo (common toad), 1213 nucleotides. Its product is annotated as aquaporin-4-like. Gene Ontology annotation, biological process: transmembrane transport. Lineage: Eukaryota; Metazoa; Chordata; Amphibia; Anura; Bufonidae. The coding region runs from base 1 to 801 and encodes 266 amino acids. Gene Ontology annotation, molecular function: water channel activity. Gene Ontology annotation, cellular component: plasma membrane; basolateral plasma membrane. The record is from RefSeq and is a predicted model, not a curated record. The transcript has 4 exons.
AUGACGGCCUUCAAGGGAAUAUGGACAAGGCAAUUCUGGACCUCCAUGGCUGGAGAAUUCCUGGCAGUUUUCCUGUUUUUGGUUAUAAGUUUAGGAUCAACUGCAGGGAUGAACAUACCUGGUCCUACGGAUACUCAUAUUGCCUUCUGCUUUGGACUGAGCAUUGCUAUACUGAUUCAUUGCUUUGGACACAUAUGUGAAGCUUUCUUGAACCCUGCUGUGGCAUUGGCUAUGAUAUGUACCAGAAAAAUAUCGGUGGCCAAAGGACUAUUUUACAUUGUUGUCCAAUGUGUGGCCGCUAUUGCCGGGGCUGGAGUGGUCGCUCUCAUUACUCCACACGAAAAAUGGCCGGUUGGGGUCACCAAGGAACAUGAGACUAUUUCACACGGACAAGCCCUUCUAGUGGAAACCAUUAUCACGUUCCAACUGGUCUUCACUAUAUUUGCUUCUUGUGAUAAGAAAAGAAGUGAUAUCAAAGUGCCCAUACCUCUCAUCAUUGGCUUAUCCGUCACCAUCGGACACCUCUUUGCAAUUCAGUACACUGGAGCCAGCAUGAACCCCGCCAGAUCACUCGGAACCAGCGUUGUCUUUGGCAAAUGGGAAAAUCAUUGGAUCUACUGGAUCGGUCCAAUGAUAGGUGGCAUACUUGCCAGUUUUAUCUAUGAAUAUUUGUUCUGCCCAGAUCCUAACAAUAAACUAAAGAGGCAGGUUAGUUUCAGGACAAGACCAAAUGAAGAAGACUCUCAGCAGCUGACAGUGGGACCAGGAGGAGAAUAUAACAAAUUGGAGACAACUGCAUAACAUUGCCAGAUUUAUAUUUGAUCGCUGCUGUGCGUACUAUGGACUGAGAGCACUCAAAAGUGGUCAUUAGGAGAGAGAAUUGCUGAAAUGCCACUGGUUAUUUAUUCUGGGACACAUAUUGCAUUUUAUCACUGCCCCGCUAUUAUUGAGAAUUUUAGAGUAUAAUAUAGGCUAGUUUUACAUCUGUGGCAGGCUGUGCUGGAGUUCUCCCGAUCCGGCAUUGUCGGAUACUGCCAGCUGCCCACUAGACGCCAUUGACUAUAAUUGUGUGCAGCAGAGAUCCAUCCGCAACGUUUUUGGUCCAACCGAUUCCCGGCAUUCUAUGCCAGAACAACCUGACAUAGAAUACAACCCCAGAUGUGAAAGUGAAAGUAGCUUAUAUUUUAGAAUGUAUCGAAAAUGUUUCCAUUGC